AUGUCCUAUGGAGUAUGUACUGGUGGUGCAUACAAUGCAAUGAAUUGCUGCAAACCAUACCCGUUCCCUCCACAUAGUCUAGACAAACAAACGCCAAUUUGCCGCGCGCAAUGUCAGUUUGGAUAUAACAUCGAUUAUAACUACGACAAGAUUUACGCAAAUUCCGCAUAUUUCGUCGCUGCGAAUGAAGAUGCGAUUCGAAAGGAAAUCUUCAUGAAUGGACCCGUUCAAGCAGGAUUCUUUGCUUACAGCGAUUUCCAUUAUUACAAGAAUGGAGUAUACGUGAGAUUUUUUCUUAAAUCAUUGAGUUCAGCCCCAAUGGGGAAAAAAGAAGGAGGUCACGCUAUCAAAAUCAUAGGAUGGGGUGUAGAGAAUGGUGUGAAAUACUGGCUCGUUUCGAACUCCUGGAACUAUGACUGGGGAGACAACGGUCUCUUCAAGAUACGCCGAGGAACCAACGAAUGCGGGAUUGAAGAAAGAGUUGGCGCAGUUAUUAUGAAUGCUUGA
This is a messenger RNA of Cylicocyclus nassatus, 507 nucleotides long. The record is from the annotation of a GenBank genome assembly. Lineage: Eukaryota; Metazoa; Nematoda; Chromadorea; Rhabditida; Strongylidae.